UGAAGUGCUUCCUCCUCAAAACACUGGCAUGGUGGAAUUAUUGAGUGACUCGAGUGUUACAGUGACAGCUUUUUAAAACAGCUAUGCCGGGCCCAUACAAAGAAACAGACCUAACCGAGAGGGUCGAGGCGUUCCUGUCCGACCUGAAGCGCGGGGGGACCGGGGCGGGACCUCUCCGGGGCUCUGCGGAGACAGCCCGAGAAACGACAGCCCUGCUCCGCAAAAUUACAGCCCAGGCUCGGUGGGGCAGUGCAGGUGAUCUGAUGGAAAUAAUCCGCAAAGAAGGGAGGAGGAUGACAGCAGCCCAGCCCUCAGAGACCACAGUGGGUAACAUGAUCAGACGGGUGCUGAAGAUCAUCAGAGAGGAAUAUGCCAGAUCUCGGGGCAGCAGUGAAGAAGCAGACCAGGAAUCCCUCCACAAGUUGCUGACCUCUGGGGGACUCAGCGAGGAGAACUUCAGGCAACCUUUUGCUCUCCUCAGAACCAACGUCAUCGAGGCCAUCAAUGAGCUACUCACUGAACUGGAGGGAACGACCGACAACAUCGCCAUGCAGGCCCUGGAGCACAUCCACUCUAAUGAGGUCAUCAUGACAAUCGGCCGCUCGCGCACCGUGGAGGCUUUCCUCAAAGAUGCUGCACGCAAACGCAAGUUUCACGUCAUUGUGGCAGAGUGUGCUCCUUUCUGCCAGGGGCACGAAAUGGCUACAAACCUCUCAAAGGCUGGCAUCGAAACAACUGUGAUCACAGAUGCUGCCAUAUUUGCAGUCAUGUCUCGAGUUAAUAAGGUCAUCAUUGGUACACAGACAGUUCUAGCAAAUGGAGGCCUGAGGGCCAUCAAUGGGACACACACACUGGCCCUUGCAGCUAAGCAUCACUCCACACCUCUGAUUGUUUGUGCUCCCAUGUUCAAGCUCUCACCUCAGUUUCCAAAUGAAGAGGAUACCUUCCAUAAGUUUGUCUCCCCACAUGAGGUGCUCCCGUUCACUGAAGGUGAGAUUCUCUCAAAGGUGAAUGUGCACUGUCCUGUGUUUGACUAUGUCCCGCCCGAGCUCAUCACACUGUUCAUCUCCAACAUCGGAGGACACGCACCGUCAUAUAUCUACAGACUGAUGAGUGAACUUUACCACCCAGAGGACCAUGAACUUUAAUCGGUGUAUUUAACAAAUAAAUAGAAAUGAAUGAUUUUGCAGUGUAGUUUGUGUCUCCUU
This is a messenger RNA of Pelmatolapia mariae (spotted tilapia), 1208 nucleotides long. It is a transcript of the gene eif2b2, whose product is annotated as eukaryotic translation initiation factor 2B, subunit 2 beta. NCBI's taxonomy places the organism in Eukaryota, Metazoa, Chordata, Actinopteri, Cichliformes, Cichlidae. The transcript has 8 exons. The record is from RefSeq and is a predicted model, not a curated record. Gene Ontology annotation, biological process: translational initiation. The coding region runs from base 84 to 1148 and encodes 354 amino acids. Gene Ontology annotation, molecular function: translation initiation factor activity; guanyl-nucleotide exchange factor activity. Gene Ontology annotation, cellular component: eukaryotic translation initiation factor 2B complex.